AAAAAAUUGUCUUACCUUUGAUCGUAUCAAUUUACAUCCAAAUCUAGUGAUUAGUUUAAUCACCAUGAUUGGAACCAUAAACAUAAUUGAAGUGAAGUGUCAACGAGAACAAUUAAUUUCCAAACAUCAGGAUUCUCAGAAACAAUCAGAUUGACCUUUUCUCGUCAUAACCAAACACACAUUCUAUUUCCUUUGGUUGUUUGUUUCUUCUUCUCUUCAUCAUUUCCCCUGCAACACCAUGAUUCAGGUCGUUGGCGAAGGUAAUAGACAGAAAAUUUGUCGAGUUUGUUCCGACCGAGCGAUGGGCUUCAAUUUCAAUGCGAUUACCUGUGAAUCUUGUAAGGCCUUUUUCCGUCGAAAUGCUUUUAAAUCUGAGAAACUUAGAUGUCCUUUCAACAACGAUUGUAUCAUUGAUAAAUCAACCAGAAGAUUCUGUCAGAAAUGUCGACUUGAAAAAUGUUUACAGGUUGGCAUGAAAAAAGAAUGGAUUCUAUCUGAGGAACAGAAGAAGAUUAAAAGAGCCAAAAUUGCUGAGAAUCGAUUGAAACGUAAAAUAGAAGAUCCCAAUGGUUCCGAUGGACCUUCUGAGGAAAAGUCAUCAAGUAAAUCAACUGAUAAGAUGGAACAUUUUUCUACCUCAAACAGUGAUCAUCCAAUUUCGUCAACCUCACCAUCAUUUUCACCUUCGUAUUCAUCUUCAUCCUCUUCACAAUAUGGUGACGAUUCACUUGCUUACAGAUCAUCACCAGGUAAUUCGCACUCUUCACCUUUCACUGGUUCUUUGACUCGAAAAGAAAGUACCGGUGGUUAUGAUUUCUCUCUCGAUUCUCUGCUAGCACCUAAACCUAAUCAACAAUCAUUGUCUGUGUUUAAACCGAUCUCAACGAUUGUCGGCACAAGUGAUUCACCAGUUAACUCAGGAACAUUGGAAAGAUAUAAUAAUUUAAAAACAUUGACAACAAACUCCUUGAUUCGAGACUCACUGGAUGCUAAUUGGGUCUCACUUAUAACUGAUCCGUCUACCAAUCAAAGUGGUCAACGAAAAUCGUGUUUAAUCAAUCAUAUAUUGGAAAACAAUAAUGAAGUAAUUGAUUAUCACCAUCAAGGCAAUUUGGAAAACAUUAAGGAAUCAACUGAUCCUAUUCAUCAUCAUAGACUAUCUCCUACAUCUUUAUUAUUGCAAUUUACCACUGCUGAUUGCAUAAGAUCACAAUUAGAACCAACAAACAACAGCAAUGAUGAUAAUCGUGAUGAAAUUGAAGAAUCUUGGAAAUUAAAAGUAAAUCAUCGUAUUUUAGAGGCCAAUUUUACGCCAAUUUAUCUGAGAAACGCGAAAGACGAAUCUGUUAUCAAUGGUUCACUCAACGAAUUGGAAACUGCUAAAAUUAAUGAGCUGAUUCAAUCAUUUUCAGUUAUCGAUGAGCCUAUUCUUGAUCAUUCAUGUGCCGAAGACUCGCGAAUUUCCGAUGUGAUCAAAUUUUCUGACCUUGCAAUUAGACGAUUGAUUAAAUGGUGCAAAAAGAUAAACGCUUUUUCAAGCCUCUGUUUAGAUGAUCAAAUGGCCUUACUAAAGGCCGGCUGCCUGGAGAUGCUCUCAAUGAAAGCUUCAUUUAAUUUCAAUCCCGACAAUGAAAGUUGGCAGGAUACUUACACCAAAAAUGGUGUCAAAUUAACUGUGUUUCGUCAGGCCAGUGAAAAACUGUACCAAGCUCAUCGUCAGUUCAUCAGAACGUUCAAUCAACGUUGGAGGACUGAUCAUAAAGUUAAUUUACUCUUAGUCGCAAUUGUCCUUUUUAAUCCCGAUCGACCUAAUCUACUUCAUCCAGCAACCGUAAGGUUGGAACAUUAUACUUAUAUUUACCUGUUACGCCGCUACCUGGAAACUAAAAGUGAUUCCUUGUGUCAAGCUCGUUCCGAUCAUUACCAUUUAAUGAUGAAGAUUGAGGAUUUACGAGAACUUCAUGAGAAAACACUCCGAUUAUAUUCUGACGCAGGACCCGAAGUUGUUGGCCCUCUUUUAAUUGAGAUUCUUGAUCUUAAGUGAAAAAUCAGCUCAUGAAAUGUAUUUUUCUUCAUCAUCUAAGCUUAAUCAUAAUCUUUUGAUGGUAACAACUAAACAAAUAACAAUCAAUACACUAAUUGUGAGGUGCUAAUCGUCAUGAUGAUAAUCUUCAUUGUUAAUUUCUGGUCA
Panonychus citri (citrus red mite) is the source of this 2191-nucleotide messenger RNA. RefSeq names its product nuclear hormone receptor HR96-like. The transcript has 5 exons. The record is from RefSeq and is a predicted model, not a curated record. Gene Ontology annotation, biological process: positive regulation of transcription by RNA polymerase II; negative regulation of transcription by RNA polymerase II; cell differentiation. Gene Ontology annotation, molecular function: zinc ion binding; RNA polymerase II cis-regulatory region sequence-specific DNA binding; nuclear receptor activity. Lineage: Eukaryota; Metazoa; Arthropoda; Arachnida; Trombidiformes; Tetranychidae. The coding region runs from base 239 to 2044 and encodes 601 amino acids.